Sarcophilus harrisii (Tasmanian devil) is the source of this 2566-nucleotide messenger RNA. It is a transcript of the gene KCNK12, whose product is annotated as potassium two pore domain channel subfamily K member 12. NCBI's taxonomy places the organism in Eukaryota, Metazoa, Chordata, Mammalia, Dasyuromorphia, Dasyuridae. The transcript has 3 exons. Gene Ontology annotation, cellular component: membrane. The record is from RefSeq and is a predicted model, not a curated record. Bases 930 to 2219 code for a protein of 429 amino acids. Gene Ontology annotation, molecular function: potassium ion leak channel activity. Gene Ontology annotation, biological process: stabilization of membrane potential; potassium ion transmembrane transport.
AGUUAGACGCUGGCUCUGAGACCACCAGGGGGGGGACCAGAGAAGGUGGAGCCGGUCAGAGGUGCCAGACACCUGUUCAAAUACUCAGGUACCCGGUGAGGCGCGGGCUGGAAGACAGGGAGGCGUCACUGCAGCUUACUUCUCCUCCCCCCCUCCCCUCCUCCCCCCCACACCCCGCCCCAGGCGCGGGUGACUCCGCCUCUCUACACCAAGCAGUUCUCAGCCAAGAGCUAAGGUAGAGGACGCUUUUCCCCGGACCUUGCUCGGCUGCUGCCUCCAAACCCGCGGCCGACCAGGAGAGAGAAAGGGCCCGGAAUACCAAGCCGAGGAACCUCCUAAGGCUGCAUCUGGGAUGUCGGAUUGCUUCCAUGGGACGUGACUGGGGGUUCUCUCCUCUACCUGCCGCCUCACAAUCUUAGAGUCGGGUCCCGGAGUAGGGAGCUGCUCCCUGCCCCCAGCUCCGUGGCUCCCCCGGAGAGGAGUAUGAGGGACAGAGGUCAGCGGGUCCCGGCCACGGGGCGGCAGGGAGCUAGCUGGGUAGUCCUGAGCCGAAGAGAGAAGGAAAAGGAGAGUGGUGAGCUGAUCGGGCGUCGGGGGGCUGAGACGAGUGCACUGGCUCCGCAGCACUCAAAGCAAAUCACAGACCCAGUGCCCGAGCACAAGGGACAGUCGACUCCGCUCCGUGCCUAGAGGCUCCGGGGAGACGGCGGGAGCCGCCCUUCCGGCAGCAGCCGACUGGCCCUUCGGGGGAGGCGUUUAGGGGCUCUGCGGGAGGCUGGCAAGCCGGGUGAGGCUGGGCUCUCCCCAGCCCUACUAUCACCAUCCUCACUCUCCUUCUUCCUCGGGCGGGAUCCUUUCCGAGCCACCCGCUGGGGGGAUGCGGCGCCUCCCGCCGAGCAUGCUACCCCCGAGGGGCUGAGGUCCGGACCAUGUCAGCCCGGAGUCCCCGGCCCCAGUCCCGCCGCUGCCACCGCCUCCUGCUCUGCUGCUGCUGCUGCGGCCGUCGCUCUCACCUCAACGAGGACACCGGCCGCUUCGUCCUGCUGGCCGCGCUCAUCGGCCUCUACCUGGUGGCCGGCGCCACGGUCUUCUCCGCCCUGGAGAGUCCCUCCGAGGCGGCGGCGCGGGAGCGCUGGGGCGCGACGCUGCGCAACUUCAGCGCGGCGCACGACGUGGGCGAGGACGAGCUGCUCGCUUUCCUUCGAGACUAUGAAGCUGCCCUGGCUGCAGGUAUCCGAGCGGAUGCUCUUCGUCCGCGCUGGGACUUCACCGGAGCCUUCUACUUCGUGGGCACCGUGGUGUCGACUAUAGGGUUCGGCAUGACCACGCCCUCUACGGUGGCCGGGAAGGCCUUCCUCAUCGCCUACGGCCUGUUUGGCUGUGCGGGCACCAUCCUCUUCUUCAACCUCUUCCUGGAGCGCAUCAUCUCGCUGCUGGCCUUCAUCAUGCGGGCCUGCCACGAGCGGCAGCUGCGCCGCAGCGGGCUGCUGCCCCCCGCCUUCCGGCGCGGCUCGGCCCUGUCGGAGGCCGACAGCCUGGUGGGCUGGAAGCCCUCCGUCUACCACGUGAUGCUCAUCCUGGGCAUCUUCGCCAUCCUCCUGUCGUGCUGCGCCUCGGCCAUGUACACCAGCGUGGAGGGCUGGGACUACGUGGACUCGCUCUACUACUGCUUCGUGACUUUCAGCACCAUCGGCUUCGGGGACCUGGUCAGCAGCCAGCACGAGGCCUACCGCCACCAGGGCCUCUACAGGCUGGGCAACUUCCUCUUCAUCCUCAUGGGCGUCUGCUGCAUCUACUCCCUCUUCAACGUCAUUUCCAUCAUCAUCAAGCAGGUUCUGAACUGGAUGCUGAAGAAGCUCAGCUGCCAGUGCUGCGGCCGCUGCCGGAGGCCCAGCUCCCGCCUGGGGCGGCGCAACGCCAUCACCCCCGGCUCCCGCCUCCGGCACCACCUCAACGCCCUCGAGGCCGACGGGCACUACGACAGCGACGCCGAGGGCCGCCGGCUCUCGGGAGAGAUGAUCUCCAUGCGGGACUUGAUCGCCUCCAACAAGGUCUCGCUGGCUCUCCUGCAGAAGCAGCUCUCCGAGACGGCCAACGGCUACCCCCGCAGCGUCUGCGUCAACACCCGGCAGAACGGCUUCUCGGGCGGGGUGGGGGCUCUCGGGAUCAUGAACAACCGACUGGCGGAAACCAGCGACUCCAGACAGGACUACAUUUGAACCCAUCCCAGGAAGAAGAGAAGAGCUGAUCUUAUCUACAGGAAAAGAGAGCCCCAGAUAUACCUCAGCAAACCUAUUUCCAGCUGUCAGGAAAUACUCCCUGAAGUCAAACCCAGAUCCCCCAGAUCUCACAGGAACCUUAGCACAAUUUUUGCUUCUUGCCAUCUGCACCAGCUUCCCCAUGACCUGAGCUGAGCUGGUAAAAGGUAUGUCUCUCAUCUCAGGGCACUGCACCUCAGAACUUAGGAGGUUUCAGCUAAAAAUCAUGGGACUCCAAGUGCCAGCAACAGCUUCCAAAGAACCUCUGUCUCUAAGAACAUAGCGUGAUUAAAGUUGGCUUAUUAGUA